AUGAAUCAAGUUGGUGAUUCAAGGGAAUAUUGUAAAAGGUUAGUUUAUAUCCCCGGUUAUGUACAAGGUAUCAUGGUCAAUCUAGUCAUUCGAGAUUGUAUCAUUGAAGAUGAUACAACUCUAAUAGUACCAUUGGCAAGUGUGAACAAGAGAUGGUUUGAUAUUGUCAAAGCGGUCCUCCAAUCACAAUCAACUGAUUUAAAAAAAAAUUUUGGUGUACCUGCUAAUCUAUCGUACGGACAGUCCUAUUCCCUAAAUUGGAGUCCCCAAUUCAUACACUGGGAAAUGACAUCAUUCUUAGCAUUACCUAUUAAAGAUACAAUCCCUAAUGAUCCAAUCCUUGAAAGAAAAUAUUCUUGUCAACAAUCAAUUGUUGGAAUUGCCAAUGAACAUCUCUGUAUUGAACACCCAUUCUAUAGGGAGACUACACCAGGGCUUUCCCCGACUGGAGAUAUCGUCCAAGUUCUGUUGGACACUGACAAAGUAUCACCAAAGUUGGAAAAUUUAAAGAGUCUCAAAUUUAGAUCAGUAUAUCCAAAAGACUCUGAUCAAUGUAUCAAACUAUUUCAACAAUGCCAAGCAGUGGAAUCAGUCGAGUUGAGUGAUAAUUUUGGACAUACAAGUCAUGGUUUUAUUUCAAGUCUUUCAUCAUUACCUCGUCUUUCCAAGCUGUCAAUGAAUAGAUUCGGAUUAUUCACAGAGACACUCCCAAAUACCAUUACAUCUAUAUCGGUUGAAUCAGCACGAUACGAUACUUUGUUGGAAGAUUUUAAAGAGUAUGUUUUGAAUGCCAAACAAUUGAAAUCAUUAGAGGUACUUGUUCUCGAUCGUGAAUGGACUUUUAUAGUUGGACAAUCUACACUUACAAAAUUGGGUUUGGAGAUUAGAGGCAACAUUCGACCAAUCUUUUCAUUGACACUAGAGUAUCUAAUGAUUGACUACUCUUUUGGAAAUGUUGAUCUACGUACACUUGAUUUGGAGAAAUUGCCUAGUCUAAGGAAAUUGGCUAUCAAGGGGAUCAGAGAUUGUUGCGACUAUUUGAUACACUUUAUAUAA
Molecule: messenger RNA, 1056 nt
Organism: Cavenderia fasciculata
Lineage: Eukaryota; Evosea; Eumycetozoa; Acytosteliales; Cavenderiaceae
Exons: 3
Coding region: 1-1056 (351 amino acids)
Source: RefSeq, a predicted model, not a curated record